AUGAGCUUCAAUAUCACAGCCGACGGAUCACCUACCCCACGCAAGGCCCGCUUCCUGGCCGACGACCUCAGGAUCGAUACCUCGCCGGAGGUACUUGGGAUGGCUGCGGCGGUAGGCUCUCGCUACCAGCAGUUCCCACUCUAUCGACCCGACCCAUCAUUGACCUUCAACAUGCAGGGUAUGAAGCGGCCGCUUGGCUCUUCUGCUCUCAAUCAGCCAUUGCUGCCACCGCAGCAGAACCACUUCGAGUUCAAGAAGGUUAAGGUCGAGGCCGGCAGUCACGAUGAGCCAUCUGUCGUUGACUCUCUCUUGCAGCGCCUCAGUGAGCAGCGUUCCUCUCCCCACGACCAAUACGGUUCCUCCAACGGCUCCAUCCCGAUCACUCCAGCCACUGAAGAUUUCGCUGCCGUCACACCUACCACGGAGCCAGACGCCGUCGUCGUGGACGUUGCUGAGCUCCACAAGCUCAAGACAGAGCUGCAGGAGGCCCGCAAUGAGGUCGCUCGCAUGAACCAGGAGCUCCACAGCACUCACGUCGCCAAGUCUACCGUCGAGCACCUCGGCCAACCGUCUGAGGCGGACUAUGGUUACAACGAUGACGUGACAGAGCAGACCAUCACACAGUUGCAGAACAAGUUCAACGCAUCUACUCGCACCGGCUAUGCUUGGGGCAAUGAGACGCGUUCCUUCUACGGCGAUUCUCAACAAUCCCUUGGAGGCCUCCAGGCUCACGCACGUCCAGCCCUUGCUCAAGCCGGUUACCGCGGCCGGAACAGCUUCCUCAAUGAGCCGACGCAUUUCCCAUUGGAUCAAGCCUAUCGCAGCAACCUCCCAAGCCGCCCAGCAUCGGCGUUCGAGCCUGCGUACAACGUCAACCAGUACAUGAGUCCACCCAUGUAUACGCCCUACCAGCCUACUCCGAUCGGGCCAAUAGGCAAUAGGCUCUCCCCAGAGGCCUCUGAGUUCAGCGUGGCUCCCUCCAUGGCCUCCAUGGGCCCGUCACCAUGGAACUCCCAGCCUCCGAGCGAGUCCGGUGCUGUCCGCUACGUCGGACCCGUCGAGCCCAUGAACUACCGCCGCUUGCUCGAUCGCAACAUGAGCUGCAAUUGGAAGUACAUCGUUGAUAAGAUUAUCUGCAACAAUGACCAACAGGCGUCUAUCUUUCUGCAGCAGAAGCUCAAGGUCGGCACGCCCGAACAGAAAUACGAGAUCGUCGAGGCGAUCAUUGCCCAAGCCUACCCGUUGAUGAUCAACCGUUUCGGCAACUUUCUGGUUCAGCGUUGUUUCGAGCAUGGUACACCAGAGCAAGUUAUCGCGAUUGCGGGCGCUAUACGCGGAAAUACGCUCACGCUGAGCAUGGAUCCGUUCGGCUGCCACGUCGUGCAGAAGGCCUUCGACUGCGUCCCUGAAGAGUACAAGGCCACCAUGGUCCACGAGCUUCUUCGACGUAUCCCAGAGACUGUCAUCCACCGGUAUGCGUGCCACGUCUGGCAGAAGCUCUUCGAGCUGCGCUGGGCCGAUUCGCCACCGCAGAUUAUGCGUUAUGUCAACGAAGCCCUGCGGGGCAUGUGGCAUGAGGUCGCUCUAGGUGAGACCGGUAGUCUUGUUGUGCAGAACAUCUUCGAGAAUUGCAUGGAGGAGGAUAAGCGUCCCUGCAUCAACGAAGUCCUCGCGAGCAUCGACGUCAUCUCCCACGGUCAGUUUGGCAACUGGUGUAUCCAGCAUAUCUGCGAGCACGGUGCUCCUGCCGAUCGAAGCAGAGCCAUCGACCAUAUACUCCGAUUCGCGACCGACUAUAGCGUCGAUCAGUACGCGUCAAAAGUGAUCGAGAAGUGCCUCAAGAUUGGAUCCAAUGACUUCCUCGACCGCUACCUCGAGCGGGUCUGUGAGGGCCGCCCUGAUCGUCCUCGUAUGCCAUUGAUCGAUAUCGCUGGAGAUCAGUUCGGCAACUACCUCGUCCAGUAUAUCUUGACCAACAGCGGCGCCCACCAUCGAGAGAUGGUCGCCUCUCAUAUCCGCAAGCACAUGGUCAGCCUGAGGGGCUCCAAGUACGGAUCCAGGGUCGCCAUGCUCUGCUGCAACCCAGCCCUCGCGACGCGUCCGGGACCCCCAGGCGGCCUCAUCCCCCGCUAUAACAACCCCAGCAUCCAUCGCGGCGGAGGCUACGGCGGGUUCCGUUAG
Messenger RNA from Trematosphaeria pertusa, 2181 nucleotides. RefSeq names its product ARM repeat-containing protein. The record is from RefSeq and is a predicted model, not a curated record. Bases 1 to 2181 code for a protein of 726 amino acids. Gene Ontology annotation, cellular component: cytoplasm. The transcript is spliced from 4 exons. Gene Ontology annotation, molecular function: mRNA 3'-UTR binding. Lineage: Eukaryota; Fungi; Ascomycota; Dothideomycetes; Pleosporales; Trematosphaeriaceae. Gene Ontology annotation, biological process: post-transcriptional regulation of gene expression.